UCAUGUCUCCUCCAAACAUUAGCUGCUCUGCUGUCCACUUUAUUUAGGACCUUUUUUACGUGCACUGGGCCUCUCUCUCUCUCUCUCUCUCUCUCUCUCUCUCUCUCUCUCUCUCUCUCUCUCUCUCACAUCCACCAUGGCAAUGUCGUCGUGGUUCUCUCGCCUACGCUGUUCCUCAAAGUGCUUCUUCAACUCCUUGGCUCUACGAACCUCAGUGUCCCGCAAGCUUGUCAGAACUCAGACAACCAUAAACUCUGAGAGCACAAGAAACCCAUUUCUAUUCUGGUCGCGCUCGCUGCUUCCAAUUGCUCUCGCAGUCUCAGCUGGAUCACUUGCCCUCCAUCCCCAGUCAGACCCAUCACUCUGUGAAGCUCCCAGUGUCAAUUCUCGCGCCGAGUUAGUGGUUAAAGGCUCGCACAAGGAAGUCCCACGAGAGCUUAUUGAUGAAUUGAAGGCUAUUUGUCAAGAUAAUAUGACACUGGAUUAUGAGGAGAGGUAUAACCAUGGAAAACCACAAAACAGCUUUCACAAAGCAGUUAAUAUUCCUGAUGUGGUUGUUUUCCCUAGGUCCGAAGAGCAAGUUUCUAAGAUAGUCAAUUCAUGUGACAAGCAUAAGGUACCCAUUGUACCAUAUGGUGGAGCUACAUCACUUGAGGGUCACACCUUGUCUCCCAAUGGAGGGGUUUGCAUAGACAUGUCAUUAAUGAAUCGUGUUAAAGCAUUACAUGUUGAGGACAUGGAUGUGGUUGUUGAGCCUGGGGUUGGAUGGAUGGAGCUUAAUGAAUACCUGGAGCCUUAUGGUCUAUUCUUUCCCCUGGAUCCAGGGCCUGGUGCAACAAUUGGAGGAAUGUGUGCUACACGUUGCUCUGGAUCCCUAGCUGUUAGGUAUGGAACCAUGCGUGAUAAUGUCAUCAGUCUCAAGGUAGUUCUUGCAAAUGGAGAUGUUGUGAAGACUGCAUCUCGUGCUCGAAAGAGUGCUGCAGGGUAUGAUUUAACCCGCCUGGUGAUUGGUAGUGAAGGAACUCUUGGUGUAAUAACAGAAGUCACUUUACGGCUUCAAAAAAUUCCACAAUAUUCAGUGGUUGCUGUGUGUAAUUUUCCUACAGUUAAGGAUGCAGCAGAUGUUGCUAUUGCUACUAUGCUGUCUGGAAUACAGGUGUCAAGGGUUGAACUACUGGAUGAGGUUCAAGUGAGGGCUAUCAACAUUGCUAAUGGGAAGAGUUUGCCUGAAACUCCGACUUUAAUGUUCGAAUUUAUAGGCACAGAGGCAUAUUCCCGUGAACAAACCCUUAUAGUUAAGAAGAUUGCUUCUGAACACAACGGGUCAGACUUUGUUUUUGCGGAAGAUCCUGAAACUAAAAAGGAACUUUGGAAGAUGAGGAAGGAGGCACUUUGGGCAUGCUUUGCAAUGGAGCCUAAUUUCGAGGCAAUGAUUUCGGACGUAUGUGUUCCUCUAUCGUGCCUUGCAGAAUUGAUAUCAAGGUCCAAACAAGAGCUGGAUGCAUCAGAACUGAUUUGCACAGUUAUUGCUCAUGCUGGUGAUGGGAACUUCCACACAGUGAUUCUUUUUGACCCUAACAAUGAAGAACAUCGACAAGAAGCACAGAGACUAAACCAUUUUAUGGUCCAUACUGCCUUGUCAAUGGAAGGAACAUGUACGGGUGAACAUGGCGUUGGUACAGGAAAAAUGAAGUAUCUGGAACAAGAAUUGGGGAUGGAGGCUUUGAAGACAAUGAAAAGAAUAAAAGCAGCAUUAGAUCCGAACAAUACUAUGAAUCCAGGAAAGCUUAUCCCUUCUCAUGUUUGUUUUUAAGUGCUUACUCUCUUUAUGCAUGGAUAUGCAUGUGUGCACCCCUAUGUCUACCAUUACCCGUCCAGUCGCUGUCGGAAUAGAGAAAUGAAGCGGAUAUGGUUUCAUAUAGUUCUCUGAAGUACUUGUAAUCUUAAUUGGUCUCCCAGGCCGCCCUUAUCUCUUAUAAGAGGGAAUACAUAGAAGGGGUUAAGGUGAAAACCUGUCUGCCAGCUAUAGAUUAAAUAUUUUCGUUUGUAACUGGAUCGUAUUAAGCUUCAUUUUAGUUGAAUAUUAUACAUUUCUGUUAGUAUCUUA
Molecule: messenger RNA, 2107 nt
Organism: Prunus persica (peach)
Lineage: Eukaryota; Viridiplantae; Streptophyta; Magnoliopsida; Rosales; Rosaceae
Product: D-lactate dehydrogenase [cytochrome], mitochondrial
Exons: 19
Coding region: 137-1813 (558 amino acids)
Biological process (GO): lactate catabolic process
Cellular component (GO): mitochondrion
Molecular function (GO): FAD binding; D-lactate dehydrogenase (NAD+) activity; D-lactate dehydrogenase (cytochrome) activity
Source: RefSeq, a predicted model, not a curated record